Monopterus albus (swamp eel) is the source of this 5165-nucleotide messenger RNA. RefSeq names its product family with sequence similarity 171 member A2b (gene fam171a2b). Bases 795 to 3305 code for a protein of 836 amino acids. The record is from RefSeq and is a predicted model, not a curated record. NCBI's taxonomy places the organism in Eukaryota, Metazoa, Chordata, Actinopteri, Synbranchiformes, Synbranchidae. The transcript is spliced from 8 exons.
UUUUAAUGAAAUAAUAAAAAUGAUAAAUAUGCCUUCCAGCUGCUGGUGUGGAGCCAUGACAGCAGGCAGAGAAGAACUUGGAUCGAUGGGCUGAUCGGUCCAGAUUCCAGUAUCUGUUUAUGUCUGAGCUCUGAUGUGAGAAACAGGUCACAGUGUCUGAGAUGCAGCAAACUUGAACCGAGUAGCUUCACUUCCAUCAGCUUCCAAAUCCAAACUGGAAAAGCCGUUUCCUGCCUAGAAAAACAAACAAAUAAGACAUAUGUUGGAUUUAUUUAUAUUUUGAUUAGAGCCUGUGUUCACCAGAAGGAGCAUCAAUGACCAGAAAUCAUCUGGCUGACAAACAGAGGAUGUCCACCGCUGAUCUCUUUUAGCCUUUUGUAAACUGGACCUUCUCUACAUUUCGACAUGGGACAUUGUUGUCUUCAGUCAGUAGAAACUAUUCAUACAGACUAAUGCCCAAAGUGCGUUGCAGAUGACUGACUGUAACUCUGUUUAUGUAACGGCACUGAUGAAUUCUGGCAGCGUGCACAGCAGGACUCUUCUCAAGCCCCCAGUCCACACCAGAAACACCGUGGAGUCGCUGUUCCAAUUGAGAUCAGCAGAGGGAAACGUAGCGCACCCUUCUCUCCACCUCAGACAAUAAAAACAAGGCGAAGCCCACACACACAGCAGCAUCUCAGCCCUAGUCGAAGCCUUGGCAUCCGAGCGAUGUCUGAGCAGUGAACGCUCACACAUCGGCUGGAGGAAUAUGGAUACAUGGCAGCCGAGCUGGGACUAGAGAUGUAGUUGCAAGGAUGCCAGACUACACCUCUCGGUUGCUCCUCUUCGUGUGGAUCUGCGCGGUUUGGGAGGCGCUGGCCAAAUCUCUUCCAGAUCAGGGAGCAUUCGAGGUGCAAAUAAAAGUCCAGGUGUUCGACAACAGUGACCUGUCACCUUUGGCCAAUGCUCAGGUCGAAGUCCACGGCAAUCAGACCAUCUUGGCAUCCGACAGGGCCAGCACUGAUGGCACUUUGAGAGUCAGCUUCCUGUACCGGGCAGGAACAUGGGUCAUCAUUACAGCCUCGAAACAGGACUAUGUCACCAACUCUGUGCCCUGGCACUCCAACCGCAUCCCCUUGUAUGCAUCUGUCAGCCUGUACCUCCUUGUGCAAAGGCCAGGAACUCUUAUACUGUACGAUGACGUUCUGCAGGUGCUGUCUGGGUCACCAGGAGCUCGCAACCAGCCGCUGGUGCAGCUCCAGAGGACGUCCCUCCAGCUGCCACCCAGCUACAACUACACGGCGCUGUCUGCUGCACUGACCACAGCCAGGAGUCACUAUGAGAUCGGUGGCUUCCCGUUCCUCCUGGGCCAAGAGACCAACAGCUCAGGAGCAGAGACAGGCUGGACAGACCUGACGGCUCUGGCAGUGGUCAGCAUUCAGCUCUUUGACAAAGAUGGCAGCACAAUCCAGGUUUCAGAUCCGAUCCACAUCUCUGUGCCCCUGCCGUCCGACACCCGCAACAGGAUGGCCACCAGUGUCCCUGCUUGGCUGUAUCAGCCUAAGACUGGAUUAUGGGUUCGGAACGGGACAGGCUACAUCAAAAAAGACGGUAACCAGUUUGUCUGGAACAUCGUGGUUCCUCAGAUGGGAUACUGGUUGGCUGCCUUCCCUUCGUCUUCAGGAUUUGGUCUGACUCACCCAGGCCUGAGGGACAUCACGACAUACCACACCCUGUUCCUGCUCUCUAUUCUGGGCUCACUGGCCCUGCUGGUGCUCAUCCUGCUCUGUGUGCUGCUCUACUACUGCAGGUGUGGGCAGCGUAGGCGCAGGCGGAAGUGUUUGAAACCUCGUCGACAGCAAGGUAAACCCCACACUUCCAAUCUAAAUGGAGCAAAGAGAGACCAGGGUACAUCCACUUCACGCCUAAAUCUGAUCUGUGGAGGCCAUGUUGAGUCUGGUCCUUCUAAUGACAAAUCUGACUUGUCCCCAUCUCGAGACUACCAGAGUUCAAGAGAGGACUUAACCAAACAUGUUCCAGCUCACAUGCUGCGACAUGCAAAGGGAAAAAAUACUUCAGGUUCUCAACGGGGUGAAAGCUUCCCCAUGAAGGUUACACGUGCCACAGAGACCAACAACCUGGAUAACCCUUUGUUGCAUGAAGACUACAAUCGGAGCUACAGCUCCAUGGAAGGCAAGGAGUCUGAAUAUGACCGACACCACAGUGCCAAUGACAAUCGAGGCUACUCCUCCGAUCCCCCAUCCCCACCUCGUUUCCAAGGGUAUGUGCCAAGCCAGUGUGACAAACCUCCAGAAUAUUCAGCAGCAGCUGCUGACAGCCUUGCCAGACCCACCUCCCUCAACACCCAGCCAGGUCAGAUCAUCUUCUGCAGCUCCAUUGACCAGAUGAAGGAGAACAUGUACCGGAGUAUGGUGCCGACCCUGGUCAUUCCAGCCCACUACAUGCGCCUGCCUUCUGAGUUUUCUGGCAAAGAUGGCAAGGACCAGAAGGAACAAGACAAAGAUGGUGCACAGAUGGGAGGCCAGCAGCAUCAUCACCACCACUCCCAGAAACAAGGCCAACACCAGCAACAGCAGCAGCAGCAAGGUGGGUCCCAAGGAGACGACUCUGAAGAGCCCAGCUGGGCAUCUGACUCCUCUGGUGGACCAGUUACCAUCCCUGUGCUCUUCAACGACUCCACCAUGGCCCAGAUGAACGGGGAACUACAAGUUCUGACCGAGAAGAAGCUACUGGAGCUGGGUGUUAAACAGCACCCACGGGCCUGGUUCAUCUCCCUGGACGGACGUGCCAACGCUCAUGUGCGCCACUCCUACAUAGAUGUUGGUAAUGAUCUCAGUGGCGGUGGUGGUUUUGGAGGUGGUUCUAGCAGUACUCCACGAGAUGUCAACCUUGAACCACCUCUGGAGGCCCAGGAACGAAAAUCAGCAGCAAACCGGAAGGGAAAAGAUGAGCGCUGGGCGUCAGGAGGACGGAAGGCCCACGGUGUUAGCAGCAGUGGGGGGAAGAAUUACUCCAAGCUGGCCUACCCUGACCACAGUGAGCCCAGCAGCAGUGAGGGACGCCCGGUCUCACCUGAGGAGAACUCCCUCACCCCUCUUCUGGAUGAAGGUCCAUCUUCACGAGGAUCCACCAUCCCCAGAAGAGGUCGCAGCCGUGUAAACAGCAGCCGCAGCAGCAACAGCGAGAACCGCCGUGAUUCCAUGACCAGUCCUGAGGAUGAUCCUGAUGACAAAGAUGAGAACAAGAAGAGCCCCUGGCAGAAGAUUGAAGACAGGCCUCUCAUGGUCUUCCACCCCAGGAAGUGAGCUGUUUGAACUAACUGAGCAGUGUACCUGAAAGAAUCUUCUCACAGGGGAGUCUUUCCACAUCAAGCAUGGGAGAAGAGAGAUCACAAUAAGCACAACCAUGCUUCACUGGUCCGUUUUCAGGUUGUUGUUUGACCUUUGUGUUUCUGCUGAGGUGCUUUUUGCACUUUCUGAUGACUCGUAGUUUUGCUGUCAGGUAACCUUGUUGUUUUCCACUGCGAUGAUUUAUCUUAUACCAGUUUAUUGUGAAUGCUGUCACCUGAUACACCACUGAAACAUUGUCUGAGCCAUCACAUAUACUGACCAUGGAAAUAGCCAUUUUAUAGAGCAAAAUAAGAAUAAAGCACUUACUAAUAAUUUAUUAAUUCAUUGAUAGUUACAAGUAUUUGUAACAUUUUUAUGGGUUUGAUUGGUGUUUAGGUGAUUUAGUUUUCCUUACCUGGAUAUAAUCUACACAAAGGCUCACAUGGGCGGUACAAAAUGUGCACCUGUGUUUACUUGACUACUACCCAGACCUACACUAUAACUAGUUUUUUUUUAAAGGGAAACUGCUCCCCGAAGUUUGAGUCUGUAGGGAACUGAUCAGUUCUACUGAUUGGUUUCUUGAGCCCCUGUGAACAGAUAAUGCAAUCAAUCAAGUCCAAUAUGUGACUUGCAUUUUGCUCCUUCAGGGAUGUACUUGAUUUCCUCUUCCUCCUGUACUUUGUUCAUGUGUUGUAAUUACUUAUACAGAUAGUAAUGAUUUGAAAUGUUGAGCAUCAUCUUCAUCCUUUCUGUCAUUGAUUUAUCACAGUGAUCUACUAUACAAAUCUGCCAAAAGUAUGCAUUUCUGCCAUUCUCCUGUUGAGAUUUUUCUGGACUUUGCAUUCUCUGUUAUGUAUAUAGAUUUCCAAACAUUUGAAAGACCCUUUGGUAUAGAAAGGUUGCAUGCAUAUGAAUGUACGAAAUAAAUAGAAGGCACCAAAAGCCCCCACAGUUCUUCGGGCUCCUGAAGUAGACAACCCCCUAAUUGCCAGGAAACCUGGGUUAAGUCGAAAACAGACACGGCUCAGCAAAAACAUCACUUUACUUGAACACUUCCCUGUUUAACAUUCUUCUGAGCUCUGUAGGGGUUGUUUGUAGACAGGGCCUGUACCACUCCUCUCCUGUAAGUGCCUUCUUUCACAUAGGAUCGAGUGAUAGGCAUGCAGGUCCCUUUUUCAAAUGCAGUUUGUCUCCACCUAAACUUUCCUGUUGUCAUCGGCAGGCACCAAUAAGCACACUGCAUUGUGGUAACAACAACACGUGUCACUCUGGGGAGCAUGCCUGCCAAAACUGACGCCAUUGGACAUCUUAAUUUCUUAUAUCUAUUCUCUUUUUCACCAGACUUGUAAAUGGUAUGAUGAACUAUAUGAGAUUUCAUGUGUAUACAGUAUGAUGUGCAUGUAACAUGUAGAAUAGGGUGUUUUUAAUGAAACCUUUUUUCAAAUGAGGAUGUUUGGCACAAAAUGUGAUGCACUGACGCGUUGAAUUGUUGCCAAAUGGACUUGUUAUAUGAAGAAACACUGACUUUUCCCUUAAUCCAGUUCUAACAGAAUUCACUUCCGGUCGUAAAUGUUUACAACAGUAACACACUGACCAACAUGCGCCCGCUAUUCCUAGCAUCACCACUGCCUACAGUGCAGCAACAACUGUGAACUUCAUUUAGCACAUUUGUAAGAGCUCACAAUUUUAGAAAACCUGAAGAGGUCUGUGUUUUGCUGAGGUCGAUUAUGAAGUGAAGGUUGUAUAAAAGUCAUGCUGACCUGUUGGUCGUUUUCACCAUUUGCUUGCUGUUCAUAAGCCUGUGUCAGUAGCCUACAGUACAAACUGAAAAUGUGA